This is a messenger RNA of Penicillium psychrosexuale, 414 nucleotides long. RefSeq lists its product as uncharacterized. The transcript has a single exon. The record is from RefSeq and is a predicted model, not a curated record. Lineage: Eukaryota; Fungi; Ascomycota; Eurotiomycetes; Eurotiales; Aspergillaceae. Bases 1 to 414 code for a protein of 137 amino acids.
AUGACGGGCGACAUCAGCAGGGGCAGCCCUUUGUCUUGGAGCUCUUGGAGUCUCGUCGGCCGAGGGCGGAUCAAGGUGGCGCGCUACUCCCAAAGCGUACAAUUGCGCAGCCAAUUCUUGGCAGAUCAGCCAAUCAGAAUACAUGAUCCGGCCACUAUUUACAAGCUGCAUGACGCGAUAGAGUGGGAUGGCGUGAUCUCCUCUGAUUGGACCACCCCGGAUACCUACUGCCAGCUCUCUUCCAAGGCCGGUGCCUAUGGGAAGUACGAAGGUACCCUUCCGCAGGUACUCAUGCACGGCGGGCCUGGUUUCGGAGUGGACCAGGACAAAGACCAGGGUUUGGCUUCUCGAUUCUCCCAGUUACACCACUCGCUGCACUAUGAACGUUAUUCUUUGCCGCGCGGGAUAUUAUGA